AUGUCAAAGUUACGUUAGUCUGGGAAUCUGUUCAAUGAUGGUAUUUUCAAUUGGGCUAUUGUUAUUAAGGCUACAACAACUGUCUUUCUCUCUAUCUUAACCUAAAUCUAAGGUUGUAUUACUCCAUUGUUUACAUAUAACGAUGUAAACAACACACAGCUUCAAAAUACAGUAUGUUUAAAACUAUCAUCUGAUGUCAUGGACUGUCAGCCCUUGGAUCUAGGCUGGAUUCUAGACAGAGCCCUGUCUAAGGCUGGGUUACAUUUCCCCUAUAGCCCCAGCUCUCAGCUGUAUACCAAAACAAGUGGCAAGGACCCCGUUUUUUUAUUAAUUUUUUAAUCUCUGAAUUAGCUUUUAAAAAAAUAGCUAAUGUUCUUCCUCUGUAGUUUAUAUUGAUGUUUAUUAGCUAAAUUGUUACUUUUUGCUCAAUUUCUGUCUUUCAACUUUUUCUCAUGCCAACAGUUUUCCACUGGGUGACCCCAAAAGACUAAAAGAGUGGGUGCAUCAAAUGAGAUGGAAAGCCUGGAAGCCAACCAGAAACUCCAAACUGUGUUUAGAGCAUUUCGAAGAGAAAUACCUGACAACAUCCAAAACUGGGCGUGGUGUUCGUUUACGUCCUGAUGCCAUUCCAUCUAUAUUUUCCUUUCCUAGUCAGUUCCAAAAAAAUGUAUUUUGUGAAUUGAUGCAG
Messenger RNA from Coregonus sp. 'balchen', 688 nucleotides. NCBI's taxonomy places the organism in Eukaryota, Metazoa, Chordata, Actinopteri, Salmoniformes, Salmonidae. The record is from the annotation of a GenBank genome assembly.